Molecule: messenger RNA, 1038 nt
Organism: Adineta ricciae
Lineage: Eukaryota; Metazoa; Rotifera; Eurotatoria; Adinetida; Adinetidae
Source: the annotation of a GenBank genome assembly
AUGGUAUUCGAAUGUAAAAUUUGCCAUGCACCAGCACAAAUCAGUUACUACGGAUGCAUUGCAUGUGCACCGUGCAAAAUAUUCUUUCGACGAAAUGCUAAAAAGCAGAAUGAAUUACAUUGUCCUUUCGAUAAUAAUUGUGAAAUUAAUGUUAACACUCGUCACACGUGUUCAGCUUGCCGAUUAAAGAAAUGUGUUGACAGCGGCAUGGAAAUUGAGAGAAUUAGAGCCAGUUAUUCAGUCACAAGUAAAAGCAAAGCAGUAGUACCGAAAACAACAGCAAAAUUACAAGUAGUGAAUUUGUUAGACGCAGAUCGAUCGAAUAUCAAUGCUGAUCAAUGGACUCUCCUUUCGAAUUUAUUAUCAUGUUAUGAUGAAUACAGUGGAUUGAUUAUUGGUCGAAAUUUUAUGACCGAACAAAAUAAAAUGCCAGUGAAAAUACGUUUUAAACCUUCGUCGAUCAUUCAUCUGUUCCAGUUGUUACUUGCCGAUGGUCAAUUGCUCUACACAAAGAACCGAGAUUUUCUUGCGUUAUCGACAGAAGAUCGUUCGAUUUUGAUAGAGAAUACGCUUAUAUAUACAACGGCCAGUUCAGUGAAUUUCAUCAAUUCACAAAUAGGAAUCAUGGAUUUAGCUAUAUUUUAUGAAACGAUGGGGGUUAUUAGUAAUCCAGGUUCAAUUACUAUUAUGAAACGUAUUGCUUCACACAUGAUAUCCGACAAUGUGGUGAUGAAAUUGUGCUUAGCCAUUAUGUCUUUUUCGACUUUACGACCGACGUUCUGUUCGACUGAUUCGUCCAAGCAGUUUUCAAGCAUAAAUGCGAUUUUGAAAAUUCAAGAUAGUUACAUCGAAUUAGCAUGGCGAUAUCUGAUUUAUACCUACAAAUUGGAAUGGACUGUUCGAUGUUUUUCUGAUAUGAUCCGGUUUCUAUUUAUCAUAAAUGAAGGCGUUGUUCAAACCAAAGAAGUCGAAUGGUACCAUGAGACACUGGAUUCUGUUACUCAACAAACGAAAGAAUGUCUCACCGUCAGUGACUAA